Phalacrocorax carbo (great cormorant) is the source of this 9520-nucleotide messenger RNA. NCBI's taxonomy places the organism in Eukaryota, Metazoa, Chordata, Aves, Suliformes, Phalacrocoracidae. The record is from RefSeq and is a predicted model, not a curated record.
CUCCGGGCUGGCGGGGGCGGUGCUCCCGCCGGCAGCCGGGACUUCCUGUGACAGCCCAUUUCCUGGUCGGAUGGGGCCGGCGGGGGGCGGCGGCGGCGGCGGGGUCGAUCCCUGACGGGCUCGGUGGACCGCCGGGAGCUCCGCUAGGCAGCGAUGCGGGCUCCGGGCCCUGCCGGCAGGCGCCCCCCGCCGUGACCCGCCGCGGGCUAAGCCGGUGGGGCUGCGGCAGGCCGGCCCUGGGCGCCGCUGCGGGGUGCAUGGAGGCACCCCCCGUCCGCAGAGAGGUGUGAAUCCCGCGGAGGACAGCGCGCCUGCUCCGCUUGGCCCCGCAAGGCGAGCGGCCCCGGGUCCCCCUCGCCGGCCUCGGCCGGGCUGCGGGAGGAACGAGGAGGGGGUUUGGGACCUUAAAAAUCGCCCCCAUAACCAGGCAGCUGCUGCCUCCUGAGAAAUGAAGAAGUUUUUUGACUCGCGUCGGGAGCAGGGUGGCUCUGGCCCGGGAUCGGGCACCAGCGGCGGCGGCGGCGGCAGCGGCGGCCCGGGCAGCGGGUACAUCGGCAGGGUGUUCAGCAUCGGCCGCUACCAGGUGACGGUGGACGAGGUGCUGGCCGAAGGUGGAUUUGCGAUAGUGUUUCUUGUGAGGACUAACAAUGGGAUGAAAUGUGCCCUGAAGCGGAUGUACGUCAAUAAUGAGUAUGACUUGCAAGUCUGCAAAAGAGAAAUCCAAAUCAUGCGGGACCUAUCUGGCCACAAGAACAUUGUUGGAUACAUUGAUUCCAGUAUAAACUCAGUAAGCAGUGGUGAUGUGUGGGAAGUGCUGAUACUAAUGGACUUCUGUCGAGGAGGUCAAGUGGUGAACCUCAUGAACCAACGCCUGCAGACGGGGUUCACGGAGAACGAGGUCCUGCAGAUCUUCUGCGACACCUGCGAAGCCGUAGCCAGGUUGCAUCAGUGCAAAACGCCAAUAAUCCACAGGGAUUUGAAGGUUGAAAACAUCCUGCUUCACGAUCGUGGUCACUAUGUCCUGUGUGACUUUGGAAGUGCUACUAACAAAUUCCAGAACCCUCAAACAGAAGGGGUGAAUGCGGUAGAGGAGGAGAUCAAAAAGUACACUACAUUAUCCUACAGAGCACCAGAAAUGGUCAACCUGUAUAGUGGCAAACUUAUUACUACAAAAGCAGACAUAUGGGCCCUCGGCUGUUUGCUGUACAAGCUGUGUUACUUCACCUUGCCAUUUGGGGAGAGUCAGGUGGCAAUCUGUGACGGCAAUUUCACCAUUCCAGAUAAUUCUCGGCACUCACAAGACAUGCACUGCCUCAUCCGGUAUAUGCUUGAACCAGACCCUGAUAAGAGACCUGAUAUUUAUCAGGUCUCCUACUUUGCAUUCAAAUUGGCAAAGAAGGAAUGCCCAGUCCAGAAUGUCCAGAACUCUCCAAUCCCUGCUAAACUCCCAGACCCGGUUAAAGCAAGUGAAGCUGCUGCAAAGAAGAGUCAACCAAAGGCCAGGCUGACAGAUCCCAUCCCUACAACAGAAACUUCCAUAGCACCCCGCCAGAGACCUAAAGCAGGACAGACGCAACCCAACCCUGGUAUUUUACCCAUUCAGCCAGCCCUAACGCCCAGGAAGAGACCCACGGCUCAAGCAGCCAUUCAGCCACAAGUUGCAGGACCUGGUGCCCUGGGCAGUGGUCAGCCUUCACUCCCUGCAAGCGUUCCCCAGCAAAAAGCAGCACCUCAGCAGGCUCCUGCACAGCCACAAGCCAAGCAGGCGCUGGCUCCGCAGCAGGCCUCGCAGGCACAGCCCCAGGUCCCUUCCACACAGCCUCAAGCUACACCUCAGCAUCAGCAACAGCUUUUCUUGAAGCAGCAGCUUCUGCAACAGCAGCAGCAGCAACAGGCUGCCUAUUACCAGCAGCAGCAGAUGAUGCAAGCUCAGCAGUUCCCAGUGAUGCAGCAAGGAGCGCCGGCACAGCAGCAGCUGAUGCAAAACUAUUACCAGCAGCAGCAACAGCAGCAACAGAUGAUGGCCCAGCAGGCAGCAAUGCAGCAGAAGACAGCAGCAGCAGCAGUUCAGCAAAAGCAACAAGCCCCGGCGCCACCGCAGCCCCAGGCCCAGCAAGGUGCAGCCCAGCCAGCGCCGCCACAGGAGCAAGUGAUGCAGGCGCAAAUGAGGCAACAGCAAAAACCUCAAACUACACCCCCCCCAGCAGUGCAAGGGCAGAAGCUGGGCUCUCUCACCCCGCCAUCCUCCCCCAAGACACAGCGUGCAGGACACAGGAGGAUUCUGAGUGACGUGACCCACAGUGCAGUUUUCGGGGUUCCAGCCAGCAAGUCCACCCAGCUCCUGCAGGCGGCUGCUGCUGAAGCCAGUCUCAACAAGUCCAAAUCUGCUUCCACCACACCCUCGGGUUCCCCACGGACCUCACAGCAGAAUGUCUAUAACCCGCCCGAUGUCUCCACAUGGAAUCCAUUUGACGAUGAUAACUUCUCCAAACUCACAGCCGAGGAGCUGCUGAACAAGGACUUUGCAAAGCUAGGUGAUGGGAAAGCUCCAGAAAAGAUGGGCAGUUCCACAGAGAACUUGAUUCCAGGUUUCCAGCCGGCCUCAUCUGCAGCCCAAGGAGAUGCAUUUGGUGGCUCUUCCUUCACUGCUGGACCGGCUGAAAAAACAAAAGACAUUCUGAGUUUGGACACUAGCCCUCCUCUUCUGACUGUGCCUGAUCCUUUCAUUCCUCUCCCACUAUCCGACACGCCAGAAAAACUGAUUGAGGGACUCAAAUCUCCUGAGACUGCGCUUCUGCUCCCUGAUAUCCUGCCUCUCGCUGACCCCUUCGGUAGCACGUCAGAUGCUGUGAAUGGAAAACCUGAUGUAGCUGUUGAGAGUCUCAUACCGGGCCUCGAGGCUCCGUUGCCCCAACGCCUUGUGUCACAGACUGAGUCGGUUGCCUCCAACAGAACAGACUCUCUCACUGGGGAAGACUCUCUGCUUGACUGUUCUCUGCUUUCUAACCCUGCUGCCGACCUCUUGGAUGAGUUUGCUCCUGUAGCUUUCACAGCUCAACCUCACAAAGAAGAUACUAACCUGAUAUCAGGCUUUGAUGCUCCUGAGGGCUCUGAAAAAGUGACAGAAGAUGAGUUUGACCCAAUUCCAGUGUUGAUAUCCAAAAAUUCACAAGGUCUGCAGAGGGAUCCGGCCCUGUUCCCAGUUGUAGCUCUUCAGCUCUGUAAAGGACCUCCCGGCAGUGAUGGACUUGCUUUGUACAAGGGCCAGUCUGAGAUGCUGGAGGUGAAAACACAGCACAACUCAGAGUCAGACUACUUAACAAGAGAUGGUCCUUCGAGCAACAGCUCCUUCUACAGCAGCGAAGGAGAGGGGACAGACCACGAAGGAGAUAUUUUGGACUGUAGCGGGUCCAGGCCUCUACUGAUGGAUUCGGAAGAGGAGGAGGAAACCUGCAAGUUGUGCGCAGGAUUCCUGCAGUCUGCGCCCAGGGAAAGACACAAGGCCUCCAAAGAAGAUCCCCACUCCCAGUCUUCCCAGACUAGAGCAGGGAAGACGCUGUUCCCUGCCUUCCAGUCGCACGCCGGGGAGGUUUUUAACGAACCAGAUGUUUUUGCCACGGCUCCUUUCCGAAGCUCGAGAAAAGUGCCUGAUGAGGUGGAUGUCUUUACCAGAGCUCCUUUUAUCUCCAAGGGCAAUGUGGCUCUUAGACAUCCAGAAGAAGCCGAUGUAUUUCUGAGAGCCCCUUUCACUAAAAAGAAAAGCACGGAAGAGUUGACUUCCCAUAGUACGUCUAAGGAACUGUUCACACCACCCGUUUUCCUAAGUCAAGGAGGUGAUGUCCAACAAAGAGCUAACCUGAUGUUCCCCAGCCUGGAUUCAGCAAUGUGUGGCUCCACGGCCUCAGCGAGAUCUCCAUAUCCCUCUGCUGGGUUUACUCAGCCAAGCAAUCUUCAUCCCACUUCUGCAAGAGCUGUGGAGGCCCAGGAAAACACCCCUUCUAAGGGCACGCUGCAAGAGCAGGGUGGCGUGCCCAGUGAGAGAAACCAAGGAGGACACGUGCUGCCCCAGGAAGCUGUGCUGGGCUCUGUGGUUAACAAGCCUUUCCGUCCGCAAUCCUUGUCAAAAUAUUCCCGUCACUACAGUCCAGAAGAUGGGCAGGGUCUCGAAGCGAAGCCCAUAGCUGCUUACAAAGUGGUUUCUCAGACCAACAGACAGGCGAUAGCAGGAUCUGUCUCUGUUGCCCCUCCGUCUUCCAGGACUACAGAGCUGCCCGGCGGGGAUCCGUUUGCUUCAGCACCCUUUCCUUCCAAAGUGGGAAAGCAAAAGCCUUAAUCUGCUGUGAGCUGGGACACGUGCUUCCUGUAGGACCGCCUCUCACAGGACCUUGAACCUCUUAGUUGAAAUGAAUGACAUAGCAAUAUAUAUAUAUAUAAAAAAUAAUUAUUAUUUUUUGGUCAGAACUUUAUUUGCAGUGAUAUAGUUGAACCAUUUUAAGUUAUGUUAGUUAGUCUGAACGCCUGGCUCUCAGGAUCUCCAUAUCCUUUUCAGUUGCUUCUCUAUCUUCAUCCUCUCAUUGUCUUUCCCCCCCCAUUUAUUUCUUAGAUGCUUUUCCAAACCAGUAAUAUUCUGCAUUUUCUGGUCCUGGCUGGGGAAAUGCAUUAUAAGAUGAAUGAAAAGGUUUAUUAAUUACAGAGCAAGUCAAGCGGGACUUGCUAGUGCUCUGGAAAGGAAAUGAUUUCACAGGUUAAAGGGUUAUUGCGACUUCUUUCCUAUCAGUGGGGACUUGUGGACAAGAGCAAGGUUGUGUAUUCCAGCUGCUUGGCAGUGGUGGCAAACCUGGCAGCCAUGGCUCCAGAGCAAUUCUGUUGUGUGCAUUCGGAGGUUACGUGCACACCGAGCGAGAGCCGUGCAGGCGACGUCUGGUACCAGGUUUGUGCAGCGCGGAGGCGAGCAGAGCCGUGGUACCAUGUGUGCAGCGCUUCUUUGCUGGCUGCGGUGGGUAACACAUGGAAGUGCUUCUGCCCGGGUCCUGUGCUGGAGCCUGGAGGAGUCACUGGAAGGACUCACAGUGCCUUUAGUCGCUUGUCUUGCAAACCCGCAGAUGCAUAAACUUCAGCAAAGCAAUCUGUCAGGCUGUUACUAUUGCUGUUGUUUGGAAAAUCAAAUCAUCAGGCAAAGCUUUCGGUUUUACACGUGUAUUUCCUGUCUGGUUUAUGCCAAAGUGUAGGAUGCAGAAAUUUGCUUAUGGUGUUGUGAAGGAGAGGGCCGUGCAUUUUUACAGUAUUAAAAAUACGCCCUAUGGAAGAAUUUAUUAUGCAAACAACUUGAUAGAUGUCCUGAUCUACAUACCUCAUUUGGUGUAAUUCAGCGUUCGCCGCAAUCCGGUUAGAGUGAUUUAUACUAGCGGAGACCUUGACUCUAUACUUGUAAAUUCUGUCUUUUAUUUUUGUGUUGAUCAAGGAUGAACCGAAUCCAUUCACACUCCUUUGGUAACGUUUGCUCUACUUUUGAAAUACUGUGCUUUCUACCGUAUUCCCAAAGAGAAGGACACCUUCUUAUUGCUUUUUCAGUCAUUGAUGUAGUGAAUCCUAACGUAGUGUCUGGAGGAAAAGUCACCCACGCUGGCAGCUGGGCAGAAACAAAGCCGACUUUGCUCCCUUCUCUUUUCAGUAAUAUAAGAAAGAGAUAAGAGUGAAACCUCCCAUCUUUAGUUUGCAAAAUGCCUGGUUGCAUAAAUUGUCUUGGAUCUGCUAUUUCUGGCCCUCAAAGGCUACUUGAAGUGCAGACUGGCUUUCAAAACACCCGGUUACAGGGACUCUUUGGGCUCCCAGGUGAUGAAUCUUUGUGGUGCAGUGAUCCUUCCCCCGACAGGUGUUGGUGCUGCAGAAUGUCUCCCAAGAAAAAAAGUUGAGUGGUUUUAUUUUUAAGGACUUGACAUCUAUGGAAAAAACCCCCAUUGACUGUAGUAGCAUCCGGCCAAGUCUCUUAAAAGCCUUGCAGUGGCCGUUUCCCAAGGGGGUUUGUUCAUUAUCAUGUGAGCUGGAGCCUUGCAAUGAGGGUAAAGGCCAUACUUUGUAUUUGAGGGUCUCCCAUGAGUGGCUUUGAGGUCUUUGAGAGUUUGCAGGGGAACUGCUGGAGCAAUGGAUAGGUUGCUGAGAUCAGGACCAGUCGUACGCAGAGCAGGUUCCUGCCCUGCCCGCUUUCUGAUGUGUUGGUACUUGGAGAGGAAGUCCUGCGGGUACUGUCGCUCUCAGAGGGGGAAGGAUCAGCUCCUCUUCGCUCACUGGAGUCACACCCGGGAGAGCUUCUGCAGCCUCAGACUUCAGUCUAGUUCUGCAGGGAAAAGACACCGUCUCCAGCACAUAGCUUUGUCUGAUGUCAAAAUCAUAAGCAUUAAAAGAAUGCAACAGGCAUAUUAAAGAUGCAUGUGAAGACUGCUAAAACAAAGCAGAGCACUGCACAGUCUGGGGCUCACUCGCUGCUGAGGGGCGUAAGGGGAGGAUGGAUGGAAAACCCCUGAAGCUGGGAGCUAACUAGCGAAGCACCUGCAAAUAGGAGUUACCGACUGUUCCAUGUUUCCUUCCUCCUCCCCAAAUUCAGUUCCCCUCUAACAUAACUCCAGUUGCGAGAGAUGAGCCAAAUGUUCUGCUGGACGUGCUCAGCGUGGGCAUUGCCUGGAAGGCAGAGGGAGAAGCUUGGAUUGAGGUCUUAAAGCCCUGGGGUGGGGAGGGAGAAUACUGGAAAGCAAGGAGACUCUGUUGGCUUGCACAGCCCAGUUGCUGGCAAAUAGUGACUUGUUGAGCCCAGGUCAGGUUGAGUUGUGCAGAGCUGGGAACCUUCUGCCCUGCUCUGCUACACUCAGAGUUAAGUACCAUGGGUGCAAACUGCUGGUUUAGGGUUUUUUCUGUCCUCUGUCACCACUUGAAAGCAGAAGUACUGUAAAGAAAUUUCUGGGUUUCCCUUGAGAUAUUUCUUCAGCAAAUCUGAGGCUGUUGUUUAUUGCGGUUUUUUUUGUCAUUGAGUUUUCUGUUUUAAAUAUAUACCUGAAAGGCGGUUUUUGGUUUUGUUUUAAAUAAAUACCCCCCGCCCCACAGUCAGUUGUUGCGGGAUUGGAUCAGUGAGAGAUGCCGAGAAUGACUGCGACAGCAACCGGUGAAUUCAAGGGAUACCAAGGAGACUGAGCGUGAGGGCGCAGGUUUGUUUCGACACGCUGCCGGGAGGCUGAGUUUGGCCGUGGGCCGUUAAAUUUGCUCGGGAAGCUGCUGGAAGGGAAGCCAGGCCUUGGUAGUGCAGGGAUGAAUCUGUGGAACAGGGGGACGCUUUGCUGGAGCGAGCAGGUACUGUGUAUAAAUAAGAUGUGGGUUCAAGGUAUUACCUCUGCUAACAGGAUUCAGGUUCGCCUUCCUUUGAUUAAUUUUUACUUGAAAAAUUGCUUUUGGAUAAUUCCGUGAAACUUCUUUCAUGCCACGUCCAGGUCUCACUCAGCUGAUGCUGGAGAAGCUUUAGCCCGUUUCCCUUCACGCUCGGGCUGGAGCCCUUUGCCUCUCGCGUGUGUGUGCGUGUCGGCGAGGCUCUGCGUCUCGUUCAGGCCUUGCUCUCCUGCACUGCCAGCCAAGGGAGAAAGGGAAAAUGCAUCGCGGCGCAGCAAGGUGUGCAGGCUUGUUUACAGCCCCCAUUCGGGUUGGAUCAGGCUGAAUUUCCAGCUCGCGUUUUGGCAGCUUUUAUGUUCUUCAAGCACUUUAUGCGAAGAGCAAGCUAACCCUGCCCCAGAAGCUAAUGAUCCUGCCAGCGCACACCCAGUGCUUAGACGGUUUUAAAUCUCUGUUGGGGGGGAGGCGGCUUGUUUUUGUCUCUGUGUGUGACCUAUAAAGUAAUGGGACUUUUGGUUAUGGUCAGAAAACUGAAUUUCAGUGCCUGUUAGGCUGAUAUCCUUCUCAUUUCCCGCCUGUAUUCCUCCUAAUCCUGCGCUGCCAGUACUGCAGCUUCAGCGUGAUGAAUUGUAAGUGGAAAUUUCAUUUCCAUAGUCUCUGAAGCUUACUGCUUUUAAUGAACGCGGAAGAAUAAUGCUAAUUGUUUUCUUUGCCACACAACCGGUGAUAUUAAUGAAAUAAGACCGGUACGGCCCCAACGCAACGUUUUGAAAUCAGUUUUCUGAACAGAACCACUGGUUUCAUCUGUUUUUUUUUAAAGCUGUAGUAAAUUCUGUUAACUGCCCUGGCUCCUCGUGCACAGCCAGAGGGAUGCGGUUAUCGCCGCAGUCCUGCGGCAAUCUUAGAUCUGUGCUGGGAAAGAGGCUGGUUCUUACCCAAUGCCAACUUUAGCCUGAAUGCACUUAAAGUCUCUCUUCAAAGUGAUUAAUCAGUUUCUGCAUUAAAAGGAAAAAAAAAAAAGAGAGGAAGAAAAAAGCAGUUGGCUUGGCUCUCGGUGCCUCACUGCCAUGACGCUUGUACAGCGCACGUAACGGGGCCAGCCGCUGUGGUGUUAACCUGCACUUUCCUGCAGCCUCCUGCAGUGUUUUCGGGACUUUCCCCGUACCCCCCCUCCCUUCCUGCCAGCUCAGUACUACUCAUACGUGAUGUUAAGUUUACAGUCUCUUGAAGCCAGCGCACACUCAAUCUGUAAUGCACACUAUGCACGGAGCACGUAGGUGUUAUUAAGCUUGCAACAGCGAACCCGUGUAAGCAGUCAUGACACACGGCACCUGAAGCAUGUCUUCAGUGGGACUUAAGCAAGCCUGAGCAGGAUCUGUUUAAUCGCUGAACUUUCAAUCACUCCAAAGUGGUAAUCGGUUACUUUAACUCAGCUUCCACCAAAGACUCUUAUGUUGGGGAGUUGAAUUUCUGUGGUUGUUUUUUUUUUUUUUCCUCGUGGUGUUAAAUCAAGGCCUUUCAGUACACCAAAAGACUCCAAAGCAUUUUUACAGUAGUAUCUUGACAGUGAAAUCUUGUUCCAGUUUUGAAACACAUUCCUGAAACCUGAUCAGCUGUAUUAGUGUUUCUAAAAAUAAGCCACGACCUGUAGUUUCCAUUGUAGGUAUGGUAAACACCGUCACACUCAACUAGAAAUACUCCCCUGUGAAGUUAGAGGGAUAAUGAUGAUCCACUGUUCCCCGAUCCUUCCCCUCCAAAGGGAGAAAUAACUGCUCGCAGGGAUGGGGAGGGCAGGGUUCUUGCUCCGAUGUAGGAUGCAGCUGGUGGAGCAUCACUGCACGCCAAGUCUGGCAGUGACAGAAGCUCUCUUGUUGCCGCACGGAGCGGGAAGCCGGAGCUGGAAGCGUCCGUGGUCUCCGCUAACUGUGACAAACAAUCUGUGACUCGUGUCCCAAGAGUAGCGUUCCCUUCGCACCGCGCUGUCAUUAAGGUAAUUCUUAGUGGUCUUGGAAGUACCUCUGACUUGCAGAUUUGAUGGAGUCAAGUUUUGCACUCCGGGUGUGAUCAUCUGUUUCUGGUAAUCAUUAUGAAGAAAUGUUCAAGUUGUAAACUUAUGUACAUUUUAUUAAAACUGUAUCUGAUUACAAUA